Molecule: messenger RNA, 540 nt
Organism: Monoraphidium neglectum
Lineage: Eukaryota; Viridiplantae; Chlorophyta; Chlorophyceae; Sphaeropleales; Selenastraceae
Exons: 1
Coding region: 1-540 (179 amino acids)
Source: RefSeq, a predicted model, not a curated record
AUGGACUCAGACGACGACGACGGCCCCUCAGCGCCCUCAGGCAGCGGCGGCGGCGGCGCCUUCGGCGGCUUCAAGCCCCCUGCAGGCGCAGGCGCCGGCGUCGGCGGCUGCGCGUACGACUAUCCAGAGUACGACGCGGCCACGCCCUCACCCGCGGUCGCGCGCAAGAAGGUCGCCAAGCUCGCAGCCUCCUCGCCGGUGCCCGCCCCACCUGCGGCGCUGGCCGGCGGCGGCAGGCGCGGCGGCGGUGGCGGUGGCGGGGGCGCCAAGGCGGGCGCCAAGAAGGGGGCCGCUGCGGGGGGCGCCAAGAAGGCGGCGGCGGCGGCGGUCGAGGACGAUGACGUCAUAUUGGUCGACGACAGCCCGGUGGGCGCGGCGAUCCCGGCAGUGGCGGCGGCGGCCGGCGGCGGGCGCGCGGCGGCGGGGCGCGCGCGGCGGGCGCCGGUGAAGAGCUAUGUGGAGAGCGAAGAGGGGAGCGGGGACGAUGAUGAUGAUGAUGAUGACGAGUAUGAUGGGGGCUCGGACUUUGGCUCGGACUGA